Pristis pectinata (smalltooth sawfish) is the source of this 1403-nucleotide messenger RNA. RefSeq lists its product as uncharacterized. Bases 302 to 1186 code for a protein of 294 amino acids. Lineage: Eukaryota; Metazoa; Chordata; Chondrichthyes; Rhinopristiformes; Pristidae. The transcript is spliced from 2 exons. The record is from RefSeq and is a predicted model, not a curated record.
GGAAGCUGUGCCCAAUGCUUGCUUUCAGGCAAUUAAAAAUCAAAAAGGUUCAGGAGAUGCUGUUAAAGAUCAGUCCUUGCAAGAGGGAAAAGCGGAAAAGUUGGAGGAGGUGAGAAAAGAAUUCCGUUCGUAUGUAUCAGAGGGUUUUGUUUCACUGAAUGAUGAGUCACCCCAGGUGCCAGUGAAAAUUCUUAGAGAUACUGGGGCUAGUCAAUCUCUCUUGCUGGACAGUGUUUUAAAUUUUGGUGAAGAAAGUGACACUGGUGAAGUAAAUCUAGUACGAGGCGUUACAGGUGAGACCAUGUCUGUCCCUUUUCACAGGGUGAUUUUAAAGUCAAAGUUCGUAGAAGGACCAGUCGAGAUAGGGAUAAGACCUAGUUUGCCAGUGGAAGGAGUUUCUUUGUUAUUGGGAAAUGACCUUGCAGAUGGAGAAAUUGUUCCUGUGGUACGGUUAACGACCAAACCAAGGAUUGACGAGUCUGAGAAUGAUCCAGAUGUUUACCCAUCAUGUGCGGUGACUCGAGCUAGAGCUAGAGAAUUAGCCAAGACAGACAGUCCGGUGCAGUCUGAUGUGGUUCCUUGGGACAGUCCUAAACAGGAAGAAAACUAUGAUGCCUUAUCUGAGACUUUUCUGUCUUCACUGGAGGAUCAACAUCCUUGUAGGGAGCCUGAAUUUAAAGAUUUGUCUUUGUCGAGGAAGGAUUUUAUGGUGGAACAGACAAAGGACCCUGAGUUGACAGAAUUGAAAGAAAAAGCUCUCUCAUGUGAGGAGAUUGAGAAAGUGCCAAUUGGAUAUUAUGUCAAAAAUGGAGUGUUAAUGAGGAAAUGGAGACCUCCUCAUGUUCCUGUUACUGAGGAAUGGGAAGUUAUUCAUCAGGUUGUUGUUCCAAAGGUUUAUAGGGAUGAGAUUUUAAACCUGGCCCACAGUAUGCCUUUGGGUGGUCAUUUUGGUGUGAAUAAAACUGUAGGGAAGAUCUUGAAACAAUUCUAUUGGCCUGGUUUGAGAAAAGAUGUGGUGAUGUUUUGUCGAACCUGCCACACAUGUCAGAUGGUAGGUAAACCAAAUCAAAAACCCCCUGUGGCUCCUUUGAAGCCAAUUCCUGCUUUUGGGGAGCCCUUUUCGAAGGUGAUUGUGGACUGUGUUGGUCCAUUACCAAAUCUAAGACUGGAAAUCAGUAUUUGUUAACCAUCAUGUGUGCCACUUCUAGAUUUCCAGAGGCAAUACCCCUUAGAAAUAUUAAGGCCAAGACGGUGUCAAAGGCUCUUGUAAAAUUUUUUACCUUGUUUGGUUUGCCAAAAGAAAUCCAAUCUGAUCAAGGUAAUAAUUUUAUGUCAAAAAUUUUUCAACAAAUAGUCUAUGAGCUGGGAGCAAAGCAGAUUGUAUCAUCUGCAUAUCACCCAGA